This is a messenger RNA of Uloborus diversus, 1481 nucleotides long. RefSeq names its product 5-methylcytosine rRNA methyltransferase nsun-4-like. NCBI's taxonomy places the organism in Eukaryota, Metazoa, Arthropoda, Arachnida, Araneae, Uloboridae. The coding region runs from base 106 to 1476 and encodes 456 amino acids. Gene Ontology annotation, molecular function: methyltransferase activity. The transcript has 6 exons. The record is from RefSeq and is a predicted model, not a curated record. Gene Ontology annotation, biological process: RNA methylation.
CCAGCUAAACAUGCAAUGCUGAUAUUUUUCGUUAUGUGUAGAAUUUUGUUUGAAAACAAUUUUCUAACUUGCUGAUUCAUUCGGUUUUAUGCGAGAAUUUACAUCAUGAUGUCUUUCUAUAGUUGCUUGAAGGCUAGUUGCUUCAAGUUCCAGAAGUUCAACUCAAAUUUUAUCCGGUUCUAUUCUACACCAAAGGCAAAGAAAUCUCCUAUAAGUUUUGCAUUGGAUCAUUUUGAUCAGUUCUAUGGUUCCUUUUUCCCCAACUGGACUUCUAUCAGACUGGGCCUGUUGUGUCCCCACAGUUACUGUGCAGUGGUCAACUCAUUCGCUAAAAACGUUCAGCCAUCGGAGCUGUUUGGUGAUAUGGAUGUUUACAACCUGAAAGACGCGUAUCACUUAGGAUUAGCAGAGUCCACUUUGGAGCCCACCGAGAACAAUGCUGAGAAUGUAAAUGAGAGCAACACCACAAAGACUGAUCCAAGAGAAGCAAAGAAAGAGGCGAUGGAAAAUCAAGAAUCUGAUUUCCAUUUUGAUCAUUUCAACAAUGAAUUUUCCACUGUUUUGGAAAAUGAAGACAAAGAGUACAUGCCAGCAACCAAGUUUCGAAACAGGGAUCUUGACUUCGAAGAAGAUUACACCGGGUUUUACCAACCGAACAUGAAUUAUAAAGCACAAUUAGUCAAACAUGGUGCAAUCCAUUAUCCAGAGCACUGGAACAUAUAUUAUUGUCCUAGAGGAAAAUUUAAAAAGUUUCCUCAACCUUUAUUAGAUUCAACAAAUUUAUUGAAUUAUUAUUUAAUGGAUGGAGCCUCUGUAUUGCCAGUGCUAGCUCUAGAUGUCCAGAAGGAUGAAGAAGUGGGUGAUUUGUGUGCAUCCCCUGGUGGAAAAUCUUUAGCAAUUUUAUUUGGGCUGAAAUUUGGCAAAUUAGUAUGUAAUGAUGCAAGUUUAUCUCGUGUAAAUAAAUUGAAAAUUGUAUUAAAUACUUAUUUACCUGGAACUCAAGAAUGGAGUAAAAAAAUCUUAGUUUCAAAUUUAGAUGUGGUUGAGUGGAAUUGUUUUGAAGCCUUUGAUAAGAUUCUACUUGACGUGCCUUGUACAAAUGAUCGAUUAUCUGUGACAAAAGAUGCAAACAAUAUUUUCGUUCAGAAAAGGUACCAUGAAAGAAUGAUGAUACCUCAGCUUCAAACUUCCAUGUUAAUAGCUGCGCUGAAAGCCUUGAAGCCUGGUGGAUCUUUAGUCUACUCAACAUGCUCGUUAUCUCCCGUUCAAAAUGAUGGAGUUGUGCAUAUGGCUCUAUCAAAUCUGUAUAGUGAAUCACCUUUCGAGUUUAUUAUUCAAGAUUUGAGUGAAGCUUUCUCCCCACUUAGAAAACUAUUUCAAUUCAGUGAUGUUUGCAAAUAUGGACAGCUUGUUGUGCCUUUCUUACCGCUAAAUUAUGGCCCAAUGUAUAUAGCAAAAAUUAAGCGUAAUAAAUAAUUUAC